Molecule: messenger RNA, 1248 nt
Organism: Prunus avium (sweet cherry)
Lineage: Eukaryota; Viridiplantae; Streptophyta; Magnoliopsida; Rosales; Rosaceae
Biological process (GO): ethylene-activated signaling pathway; regulation of DNA-templated transcription
Molecular function (GO): DNA binding; DNA-binding transcription factor activity
Source: RefSeq, a predicted model, not a curated record
AUUCCUGUAGCAAACCCUAUCUCCCGCCUCUCUUCCUCCUCCUCUCAUAUCUUGUCCUCCCAUCUCUUUCUUUCUUUAUUUCCUUUUCUGGUCUUCUUGAUCUUGACCAAUAUUUAUUGUACUGCUCUGGUGUGUUGCGUUGUCAGCCAUAUCAUUUAAUUCAUGUAUCAAAGCUAGAACAAAUAUUUAUCAUCAGCUGCUCCUGCUGGUGAUUUUAGCAAUAUAUACAUAAUAUUUUAUCAAUAUAUCAAUAGCCAGUUUCAUAAAGUGGAUCGAAAACAUGGGAAGAGGCCUCUUCCUUCCGAUGAAUCGGAGGCGAAAGAGGAAGAUCAAAUCUUCCCUGUUUACUCAUCUCGAUCUCAACAAGACACAUCUGUUAUGAUUUCAGCUCUAGCUCAGGUAAUUGGAAAUACUGACCAAACCCCACUUCAACAAGUGCAAGGAAAUCCAUUCAUCACCUCACAAUCCAGCCCUGCAGAAAGCCAAUCUCAACCAGCACUGCAAGAUCAAGGGAAUGUGAGGAGACAACGCUAUAGAGGAGUGAGGCAGAGAAAGUGGGGAAAGUGGGCGGCUGAGAUUCGUGAUCCGAACAAGGCAGUCCGGUUGUGGCUGGGCACUUACGACACGGCUGAGGCUGCUGCACUUGCCUAUGAUAAAGCAGCUCUCAGCUUCAAGGGAAGCAAGGCUAAGCUUAACUUCCCGGAAAGAGUUCAAGCGAGCUCAGAAUUGGGCAACCUCACAAUUACCACUCAACAACAACACAACUUGAACAAUCCGGAAAAUGUUGAAAGAGUUCAAGUUACAGACCCUGUGGUUCCCAAUCCUCCUCAUCAGCCUAUUUCUCAACCGACAUAUUCCAAUGUUUUUUGUUAUGCACCAUAUGUUCAAGGCGGAAGUAACAACGUAGAUUAUAAUGUUCAAGUGCUGCCAUCUCAUGAGAAUUACGGACCGCAAAUCUUACCAACCACAUCUUCUACAUCAUCUUCCAUGCCAUCUCAACAAGAAGAGCUCCAAAGAAUGCAGUUUGGUUCUUCUCGUUCGAGUUCAGAUCUUCCUAAUAAAUAUAGGAAAGACUUUGAAGGCAGUCACUCAAGAUGAUAAUGAUGAGGAGAGCAAAACCUGUGUGAACUCAGGUAGUUAUAAUUUUGAUGUGUGUGUUUUCCUUUUCCUUUAUUUUCGUUAAUUUCUUUCGGGAUUUUAACCCUUUCUGCUAUCUACUCAAGUUUAGACUACAUCAAAAAGUUGGAA